Messenger RNA from Bursaphelenchus okinawaensis, 2359 nucleotides. Lineage: Eukaryota; Metazoa; Nematoda; Chromadorea; Rhabditida; Aphelenchoididae. The record is from the annotation of a GenBank genome assembly.
AUGGCAUGUACUGAUAAUGAGGAUAAGAUUAUUAAUUCCCAGGUGAGAUUUGUAGAUAUCAAUGUGUAAAAUGUGUCAAUUUCAGGAAGAAGUCGAUAAAAAUGUUCAGGACGAACCUUGUUCAAGUACGCAAGCUGACUUCUUCGAAUGCGCGAUAGAGCCGCAGGUAUGUGUGCCGUUUUGAUAAACUUUUUAUCAAAACUUGGGGCAAAUGAAUACGCAAAGUUAAUUUAUUUUAUUUCAGUUAGAACAAACUCCGACAACGAGCUCGCUUGAUCUGUCUCAGUUACCCUCAACUUCAAAGGCAGGCCUAAUGAUUCGAAUUGAUGAGAGUAAGUCGGUUUUUAGUUCACUUUUUUAAUUUUUAGAUUAUUUCAAUUUAUUUUGUGGUUAUACUAUUGCUUUAAAUAUUUUAAAAUGUAUUUUUCUUUUGAAUAAAUAUUUGUUACCUAAAAUUUGGCUUAAGUUGAAUAGUUUCUAUGUGAGUUUAUUUUGAGCAGUAAUAUAACUUAAAUUGAUUUUCAGAUGCAUGGGACGUUGAUGACGCAGAAAUAAUGGGUGGUGGUUGCCAUAAUUGUAGCUUAAUGAUGGAGAAUGCUUAUAAAGCACAUGAAGCUGUGGUUGACAUUGCUAAAAAGGUGUCUCGUCUGGCGCAUGUUGAAGAGGUAAGUUGUCAUUCAGUUUUUACUUUAUCUUCUUUAAUUUUUGGUUAUUUAAGUGUAAAUUAUUAAAUCCUUUUAAGGAGCUAUCAGUACUAAGCAAAUUGUACGAAGAGCGCCACUUAUCUUUGAUGGAAAUGAAAGAGAAGAACAACGAGUUAACGAAGCGAGAAUUAGUGUACAAAGAACAAUUAGAACAAGCUGAAGAAAAGGUAUCUAACUACAGGUAUCAAGCUGAAGCCGCUAGGACAGAAGCAGUCAAUGCUAAGGUAUGUUAUCAACAAUGUUACUGUUGGUUUUUUCUUACUCUGGUUUAUUUUUUAUUUUAUUUUUUGUUUCUAAUUCCCAAUUUUAUAAAUUAUUAUGGCUUUUUAUUCUCAGUUUUUUACUUACAUUUGGUUUUUAGAAGUUGGCUAAUGAAGGAAUCACAGAGAGUCAGAGCAAAUUGGAUCAAUACAAAAGCGCUUUCAAUGAGAUGAAGACUAGGUACGGUGAAUUGGAAAAGAAAAUUUACAACAUGGCGAAAUUGGCAGCUGUAAGUUGUUUUUUUACCAUCUGCAGUUCUAAACUUUAAGAUGAAACUAGUAUAUUUGUUCAGAAAUUAGAUAUAUAACUACAAUAAUGAUGUUGUUUUAGAAUAUGAAUGUUGAGAACGAAAAGUUGAAAGAAAAAUUGAGAAUGUUUUCGGAUGGUGUCACGACACAACAUGUAGAAACUCGUUUUUCUGAAGAAUUUGCAAUGAACGGUACUUCUCAUGUCUUUGAUGACAAAAAUGUGUGUCCAACCAUUGAAAAUACAUCUGACGAUCAUAGUGACGAUGGACACGUGCAAGUAAGGAAUUCGAGAAAGAGAACUGCAAACAACAAGCCAAGGAUUGGAAUCCGCGCUAAGAAACCGCUAAAGUCAAACUGUACGUCUCGAGGUAAAUUAUUUUUGAGUUUGCAAGUUAUAUUUUACUAAAAUGUGUUUUUAUAAUAUUCAUUUUAGCUGUCACAAGGAACGUUAAAAAAUAUUCUGCAACGAAUGAUACACAAGAUGUCAUAACGAAGGAUACUGAAGAUGUUGCAAUGAAGGAUAGAGAAGAUUCAAGGACAAUAAAUGUUACAGAAGACGUCGCAAUGAAUGAUACAGAAGAUGUCACGAUGAAGGAUACAGAGCAUACCACAAUCAGUAGUACAGAAGAUACCACAUUCAAUGUUACAGAAGACGCGACAUUGAAUGACACGGAAGAUAUCGCAAUGAAAGAUGCAGAGGAUACCACGGUGACGGACAGUUCUCAUGUCUCUCCGACAAUCGCUGAACAAAGUGUGUGUCCAUCAAUCGGAAAUACAGCUGCUGACGAUGGUAGUGAUGAUGGAGACUUGCAAAUAUUUGAACCAGAAUAUGAUGAAGAAGCCAACGACACGACACCUGGACCUUCUGCAAAUACAUCUACUUCGAUUGGGUCAGAUUUACUACCAAGUUCGAUAGAUGCUAUGGUAAAGGAACGUGAAAGGAAACAAGAUCUUCUACGCAAGUUUGAUCCGUCUCCCAUCUUUGAAUGCGCUUUUCUCAAGUUCUACGAAGGCUACAAGCCAUUAGGGGAGUUGGACUUGAAUACAGUUACAGUAGAAAGUACAGAACUGGAGAAUGAAAGGGAUAAACAAAUACCUAAGAAGCGGAAAGAACCGGCUACAGUCGCACCGUAUGUUUCAAGGUAA